AUGGCACCUAAGUCAUUUCAUAUCGUUGCUCUCGAGCCCAUCAUAUUCGGCUUGCAGAAUGCAGCCGCAGUGAUACGCAAAGGUGAAGCGUACGCCGAAGCCAACAAUACAGAUCCAAACGAGUAUCUCACCGCACGCCUCUAUCCUGACAUGGGCGACUUCUGUUACCAAGUCUACCGCUUCACCGACACCGCAAAGUUCAUCGUCGAGCGCUGCAAUCCAUCGGCCCCUACUAUCACGAUGCCCGAUGAAGAGAAGACGUUCCCGGAGCUGCUAGCGCGCAUCCAGAAAACGCUCUCGUACGUCCAAGGUAUUGAAGUUGAGGUUCUCGAUAACAGAGAAGAUUUUCAAGUCACGCUUCAUCUCGCGAAGCAUUUGCCGAAGGGUCCUAUCGAGGUCAAGUUCACUGCGUUUGAGUAUGUACAGCGACAGGCCCAUCCGAACUUCUGGUUCCACGUUGUCACCAUGUACGAUAUCUUGAGGCACAAGGGUGUUCCGCUGGGCAAGGUGGACUAUUUGAACGGUGCGGGAUUGAUCCCGAUCAAGUGGCUGGGUGCGUAG
Didymella exigua CBS 183.55 is the source of this 561-nucleotide messenger RNA. RefSeq lists its product as uncharacterized. The transcript has a single exon. The record is from RefSeq and is a predicted model, not a curated record. NCBI's taxonomy places the organism in Eukaryota, Fungi, Ascomycota, Dothideomycetes, Pleosporales, Didymellaceae. The coding region runs from base 1 to 561 and encodes 186 amino acids.